AUGGGACAACAGUCCAUUGUGGGGACAUCAAGUGCCACUUCUCGGUCCAUAAACGAGACCGAAACACAAGCGUUGCUUGCAAUCAAGGCACGAAUACUCAUUGAUCCCUACGAGGUCUUUGUUUCUUGGAAUGGUUCUCGACAUUUUUGCGACUGGCCAGGAGUAACUUGUGGUAGACGGCAUAGACGUGUGACUGCCUUGCGUCUACCGUCACUCAAUUUGGUAGGCGAUCUAUCUCCUUACAUAGCUAAUCUUACAUUCCUUAAAGUGAUCAACGUCGGGAACAAUAGGUUCCGUGGUCCGAUCCCUCGAGAAGUUACUAAUUUGCAUCGUUUAGAGGAAUUGGUUCUUGCCAACAACUCUUUCCAUGGUGAACUUCCAAGGCAACUUGCUCUUUGUUCAAACCUAAAAUUUGUCAACUUAAACCAAAACGCUCUAGUAGGGGAAAUACACGCUGAGCUCGGUUCUUUGUCCAAGCUCCGUAUGCUUCAACUAGCCAUGAAUAACUUCACAGGGACAAUUCCACCUUCAAUAGGGAACAUCUCUUCCCUUCAAUAUCUUUCGUUAAUGCAGAACCAGCUUGAAGGACACAUACCGAUUGAGCUCGGUCAUCUGUCAAACUUGCGAUUUCUUCAAUUGGCUUCAAAUAAGUUCUCUGGUACAGUUCCUAAAGAACUAUACAAUAUCUCAUCCAUUUUUUUCUUCGGUUUAGCUGAUAACCAGUUACAAGGCCAGGUCCCUCCUUAUAUAAGCUUGAGCCUUCCUAACCUUAGGUUCAUUUACCUUGGGAAAAACAAGUUUUCAGGGCCAAUUCCAACAUCAAUAGCCAAUGCCACUGGGCUCAUACAACUCGAUAUGGGUUCAAACGAGUUGUCUGGACCGAUACCGAACUUGGGAAGCCUUCAGAAUCUACAAGCAUUGAAUUUCGGCGACAACUUCCUUGAUAGCUCCAGUGAUUUGAGUUUCCUCAGUUCAUUGACUAAUUGUACCAAUCUUAGUCUCUUAUGGUUAUACAAAAAUAACCUGACCGGUGUUUUGCCAGACUCGAUCGGAAACCUCUCUACAAAUCUCAACCAAUUCCGGAUCGAAACCAACUUCAUAUCUGGUACUAUACCGAAAGGGAUAGGAAACCUUGUAGGCUUGGAAUACCUUGGAUUGUUUGAAAACAUGUUCACAAGCACCAUCCCUGAUUCUAUAGGAAAAAUUUCCAAGUUGAAAUUUUUAUACGCAUACACAAAUAGAAUUACAGGGGAAAUUCCUUUAUCUUUAGGGAACAUGACCCAACUAAUUGCUCUUAGCAUUGAGGAUAAUUUGUUACAAGAAAACAUACCUGUAACAAUGGGUAACUUCAUUCACUUGGAACAAUUGGAUCUAUCUCAGAAUCGUCUAAACGGCACGAUACCAAAGGAAGUUAUUGGUCUCUGUUCGUCCAUAAUAGGCGUUAGCUUUGCUUCAAAUGGUUUAACAGGGACUUUACCAUCAGAGCUCGCUCGAGAAUUGUUUGAUGCUCGAGUUGCUUUCCCUGCAAGGAAACUCUUUUAA
Messenger RNA from Gossypium raimondii (Peruvian cotton), 1542 nucleotides. Its product is annotated as putative receptor-like protein kinase At3g47110. Lineage: Eukaryota; Viridiplantae; Streptophyta; Magnoliopsida; Malvales; Malvaceae. Gene Ontology annotation, molecular function: protein binding. The coding region runs from base 1 to 1542 and encodes 513 amino acids. The transcript has 3 exons. The record is from RefSeq and is a predicted model, not a curated record.